AUGUUCUCUGCGGCCAAUGGGAAAAUCAAGUUGCCGCCACAUGAUACGGACGCAGCCGCCUCGUCCACGCUACGCUGUCGGCUGAAUAUACCCUUCCGCGAUCUGCACUUUAAUGUGGCCGAUCAUCGGCUCAUACCCGUGCACGAUGUUGUCUUCCUGGACGACAUCGAGCGCAACGUUAAGCCGCUCAUCUACAGGCCCGUGCUGGCCGACACUGUGAUAGUGACGUCGACGCCGACGCCGACGUCGACGCCGGCGACAACGCUUGUGACGUCGCCGCUGCAGCCAGCAGCAGCAGCAGCAGCUGAGCAGCUGGCAGCCAACGGCAGCGACACAAUUCGAAUACUUAAUACCAGGUAUUUGCACUUUAAGUUAAUUAAAAUGCCAACCAACGAAUUUGUGGUCUGCUUAAUAAAUACGAUACGUCCGCGAGGCCGACCCGCAAAUAAUUGAAUUUACUAAAAGCACAUGGCAAAUAACCGACAACGAUUUAAAAACGAAUUGUAUAAUUACCAUUAUAAUUAAUUAAGCACUGCGCAAACAGCCUUAAUGAAAAAUUCAAGCGUUUCAUCCGAAUAAAGGCUUACCUUUGCAGGCUCCAAAUGCUCUCAUUUU
Messenger RNA from Drosophila novamexicana, 615 nucleotides. RefSeq lists its product as uncharacterized. The record is from RefSeq and is a predicted model, not a curated record. The transcript has 4 exons. NCBI's taxonomy places the organism in Eukaryota, Metazoa, Arthropoda, Insecta, Diptera, Drosophilidae. Bases 1 to 453 code for a protein of 150 amino acids.